AUGAGAGAAUAUCCACAGGACAAGAAGGCUGGCUCGGUGGCUACCACCGCCACAGUCCACAAUGAAGGAGAAACGCAAUGGUGCUGUGAAAGAAUCGCCGCUCCUUGGGGUCCGACUACCCUGGGGCCAGAUGCUGAAUGGCUCUUUCGCAAAGAAUUUGAAUUCCAAUCUGGCAAGAAAGCCAGACUCUCAAUCACUGCGCAGGGAGUUUACGAGGCCGAAAUCAACGGCCAUCGUGUUGGAGACCAUUUCAUGGCUCCAGGGUGGACAGCCUACGACGGCAGACUCCAAUACCAGACCUACGACGUGACAUCUUCACUUGUUGCUGGGAAGAAUUGUAUUGGAGUACGUGUUGCUGAAGGCUGGUUCUGUGGACGUAUCGGGUUCGAAGGUGGUCACCGAAAUAUAUGGGGACCUCAUCCGGCCUUGAUAGCGCAGCUGGAAAUCUACGACGACACAAAUAUUGAGAUCAUCCCCACGGAUGGCACUUGGCUCGUGACGAAAGGGCCAAUCCAGCGGGCUGAGAUUUAUGAUGGAGAGAAAUACAACGCUACUCUCGAGGUCCCGUACUGGUCGACAGUUGCGCCAAACGGGGCCGACAGUGCUCACGAUUGGGUGCCUGUGCUUUGCAUGGCUCCGUUGCCGGAGCAAACCAUCCUGACGCCUGGAUUUGGAGAACCGGUCAGACGAAUUGAGAUUGUCAAACCGCUCCAACAUAUUCUUUCGCCAUCGGGGAAAUCAAUCCUCGACUUUGGUCAGAAUCUGGUGGGAUAUGUCAGACUGAGGAACAUCAAGGGUUCCCGCGGGCACAAGAUCACCUUGUCGCACGCGGAAGUUUUGGAAAACCAAGAGAUCUGCACCAGACCUCUUCGUCAAUGUGAUUCUGUCGAUGAAUAUAUCAUCAGGGGUGACGUGAACGGCGAGAGCUAUGAGCCCCGAUUCACCUUUCAUGGAUUUCGAUAUGCCCAGAUUGACGGAUGGGCGAGUGAAUUCCCUUUAAUGAACUCCGUGGAAGCAGUUGUAUGCCAUACCGAUUUGAAAGAAGCCGGCUCAUUCUCAUGCUCCGACAAUCUCCUAAACCAGCUCUUCCAGAAUAUCCGCUGGGGAGUGAAGGGGAACUUUCUCUCGGUGCCAACUGACUGUCCCCAGCGAGACGAGCGAUUGGGAUGGUCUGGGGACCUCGCACUCUUUGCUCCAACGGCGGUUUUGCUGUUCCACUGUUUUGACUUUCUCAAAAACUGGCUUAUCGAUGUUUGGCAUGAUCAACAAGUGUUGGAUGGUGUCCCAGCCAUGGUGACUCCCAACGCCACGCUACCAGAUCCGACGUGGUGUCGCCGAAAGCCCUGUGCCAUAUGGCAUGAUGUCACGGUUCUGUUGCCAUGGGCUCUCUACGAAGAGACGGGCGAUAUUGGGAUUCUUGAACAACAAUACGAGAGUAUGACAACUUGGAUGAGAAUACUCCCAAGAAGUACAGAGGGUUGCACUCAUCUAUGGGAUCCUAGCAUCUUCCAGCUUGGAGAUUGGCUAGACCCAGAUGCUCCAGCGGACGCCCCAUGGAAGGGCAAGACAGACGCUCAACUCGUGGCAAAUGCCUUCCUGAUUCAAAGCCUAGAUCUCAUGGCUCGGAUUGCCGCCCUUCUUCACAAAGACGAAGACAAGCAGCGUUACGAGAUAGAUUUCCUAGCAACGAAGAAGGAAUUCCAAGAAGAGUACGUGACUUCCACCGGCCGUCUUGUAUCAGACAGCCAGGCAGCCUACUCCAUCGCGAUCUGCUUUGGUCUUUUGACGCCUGUCCAACAAGAACAUGCUGGAAAUCGCCUAGUGUAUCUUGUGAAGAAGAACAACUUUCGGAUUGGCACCGGCUUCGCCGGAACACCAUUCCUGUGUGAAGCCCUUGUCUUGACAGGUCAUAUUCAAGUCGCUUAUGCGAUGCUUCUUGAGAAGGCCUGUCCUUCAUGGCUGUAUCCUGUGACUAUGGGAGCUACCACAAUGUGGGAACGGUGGGAUAGCAUGCUUCCAGACGGGUCCAUAAAUCCCGGAGAAAUGACUUCCUUCAAUCAUUAUGCCUUUGGGGCUAUUGGAAAGUUUUUGUUUGAGAGAGUCGCGGGCUUACAGAGGGCCGGACCUGGAUGGAAGAGGUGCCGCAUCGCGCCAUGUAUUGGUGCUGAUCUCAACGCAGCUUUGGCUUCUCAUCAGACUCCCUUGGGACUCGUGUCUUGCUCGUGGAAGACGGCGAUUCUUGCGGACAAGCGGAGUACGCUGGAGUUGCGAGUCUCAGUUCCACAAGGCAUGACCUGUGAUGUUAUUCUCCCCGAGGGCUCUGGACUUCUGGAGAAGACUGUUGGCCCUGGGGAGUGGAAAUUUGAGACGACUUUUACUCGAGAGUACGAGUGGCCUCUCGAGCCUUUACCUGCGAAAUCAUAA
This is a messenger RNA of Penicillium olsonii, 2424 nucleotides long. The record is from the annotation of a GenBank genome assembly. NCBI's taxonomy places the organism in Eukaryota, Fungi, Ascomycota, Eurotiomycetes, Eurotiales, Aspergillaceae.